AUGCCGAAGGUCUUGUCGCUAAUUGAAUAUCAGAAGCCUAUCCAAGCGCGCGAGCUCAUCCCAGGAAGCACAGAAGGGCAAACUCUUGCUAGCAAUGUUCCCCUCAGUUUCUGGGGAGGCGUUGACCCCGAGACCGGCGUCGUGAUUGACAGUCAUCAUCCCUUGGUCGGGAAAUCGGUCGCUGGCAAGAUUCUUGCCAUUCCAAGUGGUCGCGGAUCUUGCACCGGAAGUGGUGUCAUUCUUCAAUUGAUCCUCAAUGACUACGCGCCACUUGCUCUCAUAUUCGGCCGGGAGGAGAUGAUUCUAACCAUUGGGGUUCUUGUCGCCCAGGAAAUGUUCGGCAAGAGUAUUCCUGUUCUGAAUGUUCCGAUGUCUUCAUUAAACCAACUUCAAGACAUCAACUGGGCUCGAAUUUCAGGCGGCCAGAUAUCUUUUGGAGUAGCCACAGAUGACUCAGGGCUAGAGACGUCUUUGAAACAAUCUGAUUGCAAGCUUGAUACUCCGUCGCUACAUCUGACUCCUUUCGACCAAGAAUUGCUGGAUGGCUUGCAUGGAAGAGCGGCGCAGAUUGCAAUGCGAGUAAUUAUUCGGACAGCACAGAUUGAAGGCGUGACUUCGCUCAUUGACAUCACCAACGGACACAUUGAUUGCUGCAUCUACACGGGACCCGCAACUUUAGAAUUUGCACAAAGACUAUGCGACAUGGGAGGAAGAUUCAGAAUUCCGACAUCAUUGAACUCGAUCUCUGUCGACCAAAGGCUAUGGCGCUCUCAAGGGGUUGAUCCGGCGCUUGGAGAGCCUUCCGAGGAGUUGGCGCGUGCUUACCUAGAGAUGGGAGCUCGGCCGACAUUCACCUGCGCCCCAUAUCUCCUCGAGGAAGCCCCAAAAUUGGGAGAAAAUAUUAUUUGGGCCGAGUCAAAUGCCGUGGUAUUUGCGAAUAGCGUUCUUGGGGCAAGGACCAUCAAAUGCCCGGAUUAUCUGGAUGUGAUGUGUGCCUUGACUGGUCAAUGGAAGUUCACUUUGCAUCUGCCGAGGGGGGCUGAUGAUACUCUUUUUCCACUUCUCGGAUACCUUGUUGGAGACAUCGCUGCCGAGUGCAUUCCCAUUGUGACUGGGCUUGAAAAGCAGGGUAUCACGACCGAGGACCUAAAGGCAUUUGGAGCUGCCUUUGCUACUACAAGCUCCUCCCCAAUGUUUCACAUUGCCGGAAUCACGAUAGAAGCACGCAGUACCGAGGAGAUUCAAUACCACUUGAAAGAUACAACACGGGUUACAAUAACACGAUCGGAUUUAGUUAAGCAAUGGUAUCGAUUCAACGACUACAGCGAGGGACACAGCGAUGAUCACAUCGAUUUAGUCUCAUUAGGCAAUCCUCAUUUCUCGUAUGACGAGAUUGUGAAAGCCGUCAACCUCUGUUCGGGUCGCAAGAAGAGCGAGCGAGCUACUAUGGUGAUUACAUGCAAUCGAGAUACAUACUCUCGAGCAGCCCGGGACGGCCACAUUUCUGCACUGGAAGAUUUCGGGGCCCUGAUAAUUACUGAUACCUGCUGGUGCAUGAUUCAAGAGCCAGUUAUUCCCCCGGAUCACGAACAAUUAUCACAAACUCGGCCAAAUAUGCCCACUAUGGGAAAGGAUUGA
Molecule: messenger RNA, 1638 nt
Organism: Penicillium cosmopolitanum
Lineage: Eukaryota; Fungi; Ascomycota; Eurotiomycetes; Eurotiales; Aspergillaceae
Product: Aconitase/3-isopropylmalate dehydratase large subunit alpha/beta/alpha subdomain 1/3
Exons: 2
Coding region: 1-1638 (545 amino acids)
Source: RefSeq, a predicted model, not a curated record